AGAGAAACUCGGGUUUUCCUUGCAGAAGGAGCUCGCAACGGACCUGAUCUGCAGUCGCUCCCUGAGCUGUAUAAGGGUUUUGUCAUGAACUACAUGAUGCAUGAUCUUGAAAAACCCCUUCCGGAGCUUCUUAAAAUGCUCCAGACUGCAGAGGAGAACCUUACUAAGGGCAAGGGUGCUUCCGUCCUUAUGGUCCAAGGCGGAAAGGGGAAGCCGAAGAAAGGGAUUAAGAUUAAGGCUAGGACGGCCGGAAAGCCUAAAUCGAAGUCCACUUCAUCUGCAACCCAAAAACCCGGACUGAAGAAGAGUAGACGGUUAGCUCGAGGCGAGAUUGAACUCCGAGUCGGCAAUGGUGCACCUGUUGCAGCUUUGGCAAUCGGAACUUAUAGUUUAGUCUUGCCUAGUGGUCUAAUGUUGGAAUUAAACGAUUGCUUGUACGUUCCUGCAAUUAGCAGAAACAUUAUUUCUGUUUCAUGUCUUGAUAAGUGUAACACCCCGGCCCCCACCCUGGCCGUAAGUGUUCGCUCAUAGGAUUCCAAGAGGAACAAACCGAACGGUUUGAACCAAACAUACCUAUGGCAUUGUAGGUUAGGCCAUAUAAACGAGAAACGCAUAU
Messenger RNA from Cuscuta campestris, 616 nucleotides. NCBI's taxonomy places the organism in Eukaryota, Viridiplantae, Streptophyta, Magnoliopsida, Solanales, Convolvulaceae. The record is from the annotation of a GenBank genome assembly.